Molecule: messenger RNA, 924 nt
Organism: Eurypyga helias (sunbittern)
Lineage: Eukaryota; Metazoa; Chordata; Aves; Eurypygiformes; Eurypygidae
Product: septin-4
Exons: 8
Biological process (GO): regulation of exocytosis; cytoskeleton-dependent cytokinesis
Cellular component (GO): microtubule cytoskeleton; synaptic vesicle; septin complex
Molecular function (GO): GTPase activity; GTP binding; molecular adaptor activity
Source: RefSeq, a predicted model, not a curated record
GAUGACAAGGAGUACGUGGGCUUCGCCACACUGCCCAACCAGGUCCAUCGGAAGUCGGUGAAGAAGGGCUUCGACUUCACUCUCAUGGUGGCAGGGGAAUCCGGGCUGGGCAAGUCCACCCUGGUCAACAGCCUCUUCCUCACCGACAUCUACAGAGACCGCAAGCUGCUGAAUGCCGAAGAGCGCAUCACGCAGACGGUGGAGAUCACCAAGCACGUAGUGGACAUCGAGGAGAAGGGUGUCAAGCUGCGCCUGACCAUUGUGGACACACCGGGCUUCGGUGAUGCUGUCAACAACACUGAGUGCUGGAAGCCGGUGGCCGACUACAUUGACCAGCAGUUCGAGCAGUAUUUCCGUGAUGAAAGUGGCCUCAACCGGAAAAAUAUCCAGGACAACCGCGUCCACUGCUGCCUGUACUUCAUCUCGCCCUUUGGCCAUGGCCUCCGGCCCCUGGACGUGGAGUUCAUGCGAGCCCUGCACCAGCGGGUGAACAUCGUGCCCGUGCUGGCCAAGGCUGACACCCUGACCCCUGCCGAGGUGGAGCGCAUGAAGAACAAGAUCCGGGAGGAUAUCGACCACUAUGGCAUCCGCAUCUACCAGUUUCCUGAGUGCGACUCGGAUGAGGAUGAGGAGUUCAAGCUGCAGGACCAGGCACUGAAGGAGAGCAUUCCCUUCGCUGUCAUCGGCAGCAACACGGUCGUGGAGGCCAAAGGCCGGCGUGUCCGUGGACGCCUCUACCCCUGGGGCAUCGUAGAAGUGGAGAAUCCAUCCCACUGCGACUUUGUGAAGCUGCGGACGAUGCUGGUGAGGACCCACAUGCAGGACCUCAAGGAUGUGACACGGGAAACCCACUACGAGAACUACCGCACGCAGUGCAUCCAGAGCAUGACCCGCAUGGUGGUGAAGGAGAGGAACCGCAAGUAG